AUGACGGCGGCAAACGAUAUGCCGGUGUCGUCGGCAGCGGCUGCGGCGGCAGCAGCAGCAUCAAGCGAUCCAUUUGGUGUUCGCCCAGCUGGCGAACCACCUCGAGGUAUCAUCACCCAUCCGGAUGGUGAAGUGUCGAACAUUCCUCCGACGAUGCUUGCGGAUCAAUUCGGCAUGGCUGGUCUCGUCACCUACCUGCGCACUGUCGACAAUCCGUCGAUAGUGUCAUUAGCGCUCGGCUACGAUCUCACCACGCUCGGACUGAACCUGAACCUUUCCGAUGUGGAUGUUAUUCUGCUGUUUGAAAUUGUAGAAAUAUUGCGUUGA
This is a messenger RNA of Strongylus vulgaris, 327 nucleotides long. Lineage: Eukaryota; Metazoa; Nematoda; Chromadorea; Rhabditida; Strongylidae. The record is from the annotation of a GenBank genome assembly.